AUGUUACUUGAAAGUAUUGAAAAUGAAUUUGAUGUUAUUGUACUUUGUGAGACUUGGUUGAAAGAAGAAUAUAAUAUACCAAUCAAAAACUAUCAAGUUUUUCACUCGUUAGGUAUAAUCAACCAUUGUGACGGGGUAUCCGUCUUAGUGAGCAAUAAUUGUAGAUUAGAUAGUGUUGAAAUACAAUCUAUAAAUAAUUGUAAUUCGAUUAAACUAACUGUCAAUAAAAAUGAUUACAAUUUUACUGUUACUGGGAUUUAUAGGUCACAAUGCCAUAAUAAAGAUCAAUUUAUUACCUCAUUAGGUGAAUAUCUGCUAAAUGAGAACUUUAUAGGUGAUCAUAUUUUAUGUGGUGAUAUUAAUAUCAAUUUAUUUGAUGACUCAAUUGAAUCUAAUUCAUAUGUGAACACUCUAGCAAAAUUUGGUUAUACUUCUGCUAUAAAUGAUUUCAAUAGAAUUACAGAUAACUCUAAAACAUGUAUUGAUCACAUUUUCAUAAAUAAUUAUUUUAAACUUAAUGAUAGUCAAAAUACUGAUUCGGACGCAUUAAAAGCGUAUAUUCUUGAAACUAGUAUUACCGAUCAUUUUAGUACAAUUAUCACUCUUGAAAAAUCAAACUGUAAAUCUAAUACCAAUGAUCACCAAUUAAUAGAACGAAGACGCAUAAAUUGGAAACGUCUUAACUUCUUAAUUACCAGUGAAAAUUGGAGUAGACUAUAUGAAACUAAUAACGCUGAUGCUGCCAUUGAGGAAUUUAAUUUAACAAUUAAUAGACUUAUUUUAUCUUCCUCUAGUACUUUAUUAAACAAUGAAUAUAAAAACAAAAAUAAAAAAAUCAAGCAAUGGAUUACAAAAGGGCUUAUCACUUCAAUUAGAAAUAGAGAAAAACUAUAUAAUAAAUUACGUAAACAACCAUUUAAUACUAUUCUUAAACAAAAAUAUACAAAUUAUAGAAAUUUAUUAAAUAAUUUAAUCAAAUUGGCUAGGAAUCUCUAUUAUGAAUGUCGCAUUAAUCUUGCUGGUAAUAACUCUAAAAAAGUGUGGAAUCUAAUCAAAGAUGCAGCUGGUAUUAAAACAAAUAACAAAAUAAUAGUUUCUAAUAGUUUAGACAUGAUGGUACUAAAUUAA
Molecule: messenger RNA, 1128 nt
Organism: Macrosiphum euphorbiae (potato aphid)
Lineage: Eukaryota; Metazoa; Arthropoda; Insecta; Hemiptera; Aphididae
Source: the annotation of a GenBank genome assembly